Molecule: messenger RNA, 528 nt
Organism: Magnolia sinica
Lineage: Eukaryota; Viridiplantae; Streptophyta; Magnoliopsida; Magnoliales; Magnoliaceae
Product: ricin B-like lectin EULS3
Exons: 3
Coding region: 34-513 (159 amino acids)
Source: RefSeq, a predicted model, not a curated record
UUACUCCUGUUCAUCUGCGGUCAGAGGCAGAAGAUGGGGACCCUAAGAAUUUUCAGCAAAGCAAACACAGGUUACUCACUUACUGUAAGAGAUGGGAUGGUUGUUAUGGCCGAGUCCGAUAAAACUGACCCUCGCCAGCACUGGAUAAAGGACGAGACAUACAGUACGAGGAUGCAGAAAGCAACAGGCUUAUAUGCCUUUUCUCUCAUCAAUAAAGCUACUAAUCUGGCUUUAAAGCAUCCCAUCAGUGCUAAACUCCCUGUUCAGCUCAGCUCACACAACUUAUGUGUUCUUGACGAAUCAAUUCUAUGGAUGAACAACGUGAGCGCAGGUGACGGCUUCACAUAUAUAAGGAUGAUAAACAACAACAACUUGAACAUGGAUGCUUUCGUUGGAGCGGGAACAAUAGUGGACAACACUGUUGUUGGGCUUUGGGAGCCGAACAAUGCACCUAAUCAGAUGUGGCAAAUCGUUCCUUACUGUAAGUUUUCGAAUUGCCAUAGCUCUAUAUAGAACUCCUCAAAUAAA